This is a messenger RNA of Odontomachus brunneus, 2014 nucleotides long. It is a transcript of the gene Arl1, whose product is annotated as ADP-ribosylation factor-like protein 1. Gene Ontology annotation, biological process: intracellular protein transport; vesicle-mediated transport. Lineage: Eukaryota; Metazoa; Arthropoda; Insecta; Hymenoptera; Formicidae. The transcript is spliced from 5 exons. The coding region runs from base 168 to 710 and encodes 180 amino acids. Gene Ontology annotation, molecular function: GTPase activity; GTP binding. Gene Ontology annotation, cellular component: Golgi apparatus; cytoplasm. The record is from RefSeq and is a predicted model, not a curated record.
CCGUGGCUAAAUCGCGUGCAUGAUCACUCUCAGGUUUCUUUCCUGUUCCCUGUAGUAAAUGUUGUGAGGGAGUGUGCGGUCCAGUUACUUGGUCGCGUUUGUGGUUAUUAAGUUUGACAAUAAAUAUUAAAUCGCAUCGUAUGACACGAAGUUAACAUUUUGCCAACAUGGGUGGGUUGCUCAGCUACUUCCGUAACCUGCUCGGCAGCCGUGAGAUGCGUAUUCUUAUCUUGGGUCUGGACGGGGCUGGGAAGACCACGAUUUUAUACAGGUUACAAGUGGGAGAGGUAGUAACUACAAUUCCCACCAUAGGCUUCAACGUAGAGCAAGUUACUUACAAAAAUUUAAAGUUUCAAGUUUGGGAUCUUGGUGGUCAGACAAGUAUACGACCAUAUUGGAGGUGUUACUACUCAAACACAGAUGCAAUUAUUUAUGUAGUAGACUCAGCAGACAGAGAUAGAAUAGGCAUAUCGAAAGAUGAAUUAAUUUACAUGUUACGAGAAGAAGAAUUACAAGGUGCCAUUUUGGUGGUACUGGCAAACAAACAGGAUAUGACAGGAUGUCUCAGUGUUGCAGAGGUUCAUCAAGCACUUGGAUUAGAUGCUCUCAAAAAUAGAACCUUCCAAAUAUUUAAGACUUCUGCGACAAAAGGCGAAGGACUUGAUCAAGCGAUGGACUGGUUAUCAAAUGCACUGCAAAGUAGAAAAUGAUCUAUAUUAUAUGAAAAUUAUUCUUGUUUGAGCCUUACAAAGGGACUAGUUAUACGACUGUCACUUUGAAUUUGCCGCCGGCGACAUUGUGUUGCCGAUAGCACAUUUCUGUUUAUAUAUUUAUUAUAAUUAUUAUAUUAUAAACAUCUUUUUUGUGCAGUCUACAGUGAAAGUAUUUGAGGAGAGUCAUAACCUUUUCAUAACGCAGAACAUACAUGAUGCUAAGAGAAUCAUAUAUAUGUUUAAUCGUUUCUAUACGAUUUCAAGACUAAAAGUAUAAUAAACUUAGAGAAUUCUUUCAACACAGAUUUUUUCAUUAAUAGGUAUAUUUUAUAUAAUUGAUUACAUGUGAGCAAUAGUUACCGUUACUUCAUUGAAUUUUAUCACAUAAUCUUGGUUGAACAAGUUAUGUCGCUAUUUAAUCUUGAUGGUAUUUAAACUUAAUAUAAAGUUAUGGUAUAAAUCACUUAUAAUAAGUACACACGUAUCAACAAAUACGCAAUUACCAAAUGAGUAAGAUAGGAACAAAUAUUUUAAAAAAAUUCGAGUUUGAAAAAUCGAAAAUGUUUUAGAUCAUAUCUGUACGAAACAUACCACCAUCAUAAAAGAGUGGUACUUACCAUCUCAAAUUUUCAAGUACUUUUUCGUACGAUAAUAUUAAUAAAUUUAAUAUAAAUCGAACUCAAUAUGCAGAUGGGACACAAACACAACAUCAUGCUAGCAUUUAUAAAGAUUGUUAAGCAACAUAAAUAAAAUAAAGUUAAUGAAGUCGCGUCGAUAUUGCAAAAUAAGAGAUACCAUUUUUCAAGUAUUUAGUAUAAGUUUCAUUUUUCGAAAAUCAUACUAAGCCUAUUUAAUUCAAAUAAUUAUUUUUUAUAGUUUUAACACUUAAUUAUGCCAAAUGGUAGAUCAUUGAUCUGUAACAGAGAGAAGGAAAAGAUAAGAGAGAAUUUCUAAUACAUACUUUUAACAAUUUUUCUAUGUACGCAUAUGUAGUGAUAUCUUUUACAUACAAAAAAUGAACCUACCUAGCGUGCAAGAUGCGAUCAUUCUCUUCGCUACCAUUCCGGAACGCCGAACCUUUGAAUACGUUUGAGUUUUGCUGUCAUGUCCAUUCGAGAUUUCACCCUCAUGUAGAAUAUCGGACAGUCACGACUGAAAUCAUACAUUUGAAAGUAAAAAUGAGUAUUUUUUAACGUAUAUAUCAUUGGUAUUUGUCGUUCUCAUACGUGUAAAUGUAAUUUUAUAUAUAUAUAAGUGCUCAAAUCUGUGUAUAAGAAUAUAUCCUUCUUUUGAAAAGUGUG